Molecule: messenger RNA, 1506 nt
Organism: Oncorhynchus nerka (sockeye salmon)
Lineage: Eukaryota; Metazoa; Chordata; Actinopteri; Salmoniformes; Salmonidae
Product: guanylyl cyclase-activating protein 2-like
Exons: 5
Biological process (GO): visual perception
Cellular component (GO): photoreceptor inner segment; cone photoreceptor outer segment
Molecular function (GO): calcium ion binding; calcium sensitive guanylate cyclase activator activity
Source: RefSeq, a predicted model, not a curated record
AUGAAGUCCAAGGAACUGUCUGUAGAGUGCCGAGACACGAUUGUGAUGAGGCAUAUAUCUGGGGGAAGGAGUGAUUCAGACCAGGAAAUUGAUGUUGCAGAGCUGCAGGACUGGUAUAAGAAGUUUGUGGUGGAGUGCCCAAGUGGAACACUCUUCAUGCACAAGUUCAAGAGCUUCUUCAGUGUUACUAACAAUAAGGAGGCCGAUUAUAUUGAGAAUAUGUUUCGCACAUUUGACAAGAACGGAGACAAUACAAUUGAUUUUCUAGAGUAUGUUGCAGCCUUGAACCUGGUCUUGAGGGGCAAGUUGGAACAUAAACUGAAAUGGACUUUCAAAAUGUACGACAAAGAUGGAAGUGGCUGCAUUGACAAGACAGAGCUGCUUUAGAUUGUAGAGUCCAUCUACAGACUGAAGAAAGCCUGCCAUGGAGAAUUGGAUGCAGAGUGUAACCUCCUGACCCCAGAUCAAGUGGUCAACAGAAUAUUUGAACUGGUUGAUGAAAACAGAGAUGGGGAGUUGUCUCUGGAUGAGUUCAUCGACGGGGCCAGGAAGGACAAGUGGGUGAUGAAGAUGCUGCAGAUGGACGUCAACCCUGGGGACUGGAUCAGUGUAAGCAAGAGCUCUGGAGCGAGCUCUGAAGCUGAACCUCUGUAAUAAGUUUAUAGAUUUCUUUCAAUCAAAAUUUGAAUCCAUCUACCAGCAGCUUCAGCUAUCUUGUGCCCUGCCGGUGGCUGACACUACCACCAUACCCAUGGGGACUAUGGACUCUUGUGCAGAGGGGGCAACCGUUGCUGUAAUACCCUCUCUCCCCAUAACCUGCACACCACACACCAUCACUUGUUGCUUCUUUCAUAGCUUUCUUUGUUUUCUCUUUUGAAAUCCCUAAUGUGUACAUAUCUGCGUGUUUCUGUUCCCACUGAUGGUUAUGUGUGUGUUCUACUGCCCAUGAUUUCAUUUUGUAUGUGCAGUGUAAAGUAAAAGUGACCAGUUUUCUCCAUCUCUAUAUGGUUGAUGGACAACAUGCAGUGUCAGAUUGUAAAGUUUAUUUUGCAAUUAUGUUUUGAUUUGGAAAAAUAUCAAUGGUUAGAGCUGACAAUGAUAUAGUAUUCCGGUAGCAGACUUGGUUGUUACAUACAGUAUCUGGCAUAAUUUUUGCAUUUGUAGAACAACUCAUUUUCAAAUAAAAUUACAUUUUAUUUGUCACAUACACAUGGUUAGCAGAUGUUAAUGCGAGUGUAGCGAAAUGCUUGUGCUUCUAGUUCCGACAAUGCAGUAAUAACCAACAAGUAAUCUAACUAACAAUUCCAAAACUACUGUCUUAUACACACAAGUGUAGGGGGAUAAAGAAUAAGUACAUAAAGAUAUAUGAAUGAGUGAUGGUACAGAGCGGCAUAGGCAAGAUACAGUAGAUGGUAUCGAGUACAGUAUAUACAUAUGAGAUGAGUAUGUAAACAAAGUGGCAUAGUUAAAGUGGCUAGUGAUACAUGUAUUACAUAAAGAUGCAGU